This is a messenger RNA of Paramecium primaurelia, 5490 nucleotides long. The record is from the annotation of a GenBank genome assembly. NCBI's taxonomy places the organism in Eukaryota, Ciliophora, Oligohymenophorea, Peniculida, Parameciidae.
AAGAAAACCAUCUUUCAUGGGACACUUAUCAGCAUUACUAAGAAAAAACUGGAUAUUAUGGAAAAGAAACUGUUUUUGUUCAACUUGUGAAUUGAUUUUACCAUUGUUGUUAAUUCUGGCAUUAGGAGGAAUAAGGUAAUUCUUAACUUUAUGGAAGGUCGGCAGUUGAAAAAGAAGAUGUAGCAGAGGCUAACUUUUAUGAUCCUAACAAUUUAAAAGAUUGGAGAGGUUCUCCUUUUCUUGUUAAACUCUAACCUUACAUUGAUGAAUAAUAGAUCGAAUAAAAUCUUAUUCAAUAUUAACUUAGAGACCCUGAACUUGAUUUAUCAGAUAAUUUGAAGAAAUUGAAUACUACCACUAGACUACGACUACUACCUCCAAUGAAGUAAUUUAUUAAUGUUAUGUUAGGAACUGUAUUGAUAAUUAUAGAUAGGAUUAGAAAAGGAUGUGGAGAAAUGGUGAUAUAGCAAUGGGUCCAAGUGCUGAUCACCCGAUAGUAAAAGAACUUUCUGAGAUUUUCACAAGUAAAACUUAAAUUAAUAUUUAUUAGAGUAUUAUCAUUACAAUGUAGUCAUUUUUAAAAAUAAUGAAGAGCUGGAUGAUUAUACAUCUUCAUCAAAAUAUGGAGAUCCUGAUUAUCCUAGAGUUUGUUUUGGUGUAAUGUUCAAUGAAACCUAAUCAAAUGUUUAUGAUUAUUAAUUAAGAUUCAAUUCUAGUGGUAUGAUAAACAAUGAAAUACCACCUACAAAUUUCGUUGAUAUUGAUCCUAUUAAAUAUGAGGAUUUGGACAAAGCCAAUACAUAUUUGGAAUCAGGAUUAUUAACUGUUUAAAACUUUAUAGAUAAUAUAAUUAUAAGAAGAGAAGUAGCUGCUGAUGCUAAAAUAACACCAACUUAUUCAUUCAGUAAUAUUUUAUUUAAUAAUUUUAGUUCACAGAAGAGAAGGAGUGAUUGAUGAUUUUGCUACUUUCUUAAGAGGAGGUUUUGGUAUCUAUUUAAUAUUACCUUUAAUGAUUAUCUAUUUGAGAAUGACUUAUGGUAUUAUUUAUGAAAAGGAGAAGAAACUUAGAGAAGGUAUGAAAAUGAUGGGUUUAAAUAAUACUUCAUUUUAUCUAUCUUGGAUAAUCUAAUAUUUUAUUAUUUACACUUUGAUUUCAAUAGUAGCAACCAUUUUAUUAAAGGGAAUGGUAUUCAGAAAUACUGAUGGAUUUGUACUAUUCAUAAACUAUUGGUUAUUUUGUAUGGUUCUCAUUUUCCAAUCAAUGUUUAUAAGGUAUAUAAAAAUAUUAAUUUUUUAGUGUAUUUUUCACUAGAGCCUUAUUUGGAUUGAUUGUAGCAAUUGUAUGGUAUUUGUUGAUGUACAUGGUAAUAAGUCUGAUUGGAAGUGGAUAAAAUCUAGUACCUGAAGCAACAUAUUGGGGAGCAUCAGUAUCAAGUCAUGCGGGAAUGUCUUUUGCAUUUGAUGUUAUGAUUCUAUUUGAGGCAUAAGGUAGAGGAGUAUCAAUGUCAACUAUUGGCACAAAGGUUGAAAAUUAUGCUGUCAAUAUGGCAUUGUCUAUGCAUAUUUUAAAUAUCUUCUUCUACUUAUUUAUGUCUAUCUAUUUAGAUCUUGUAUUUCCAAAUGAAUGGGGUAAGAAGUUACAUCCUUUAUUUUGUAUACCCUAUUUCAAUAAACCACAUAAAAGUGAAUAGCUUUUAAAUAGAAAGGCUUCUCAAAUUCAUUAAGAAAGAUAUGAAGAAGUUGAAUAAGCAUUGAAAGAUUAAGAAACAAGAAAGGAAGUUUUAUAAAUUUAAAAUCUCACAAAAAUAUAUCCAAGUGGUAAAUAGGCUGUAAGCAAUGUUAAUUUAACAAUGUAUAUUGGUUAGAUAUAUGCAUUGUUGGGACAUAAUGGAGCUGGUAAAACAACUACUAUUUCAAUGUUAACUGGUUUAUUAGAUAUUACUGAAGGUUCAGCAACAGUAUUUGGAUUAGAUGUUGAAACAUAAAUUGAAGAAAUUAGAUAAUUCAUGGGUGUUUGUCCUUAACAUGAUAUUUUGUUUGAUAAUUUAACAGUUAAAGAACAUUUAGAAAUGUUUGCUACUUUUAAGGGAAUGAAACCUGAAGAGAUUCCAGCAGCUGUUAGAAGAAUGAUUGAAGAUGUUGAUUUGUUAGAAAAAACUGAUUAUUUGAGUAAGAAUUUAUCAGGUGGAUAAAAGAGAAGAUUGUCAGUUGCCAUGGCAUUUAUUGGAAAUUCUAAAUUAAUUUAUUUGGAUGAACCAACAUCAGGUAUGGAUACAAGUGCAAGAAGAUAUAUUUGGGAGAUGCUUAAAAAUUAUAAGGAAGAUAGAAUUAUAGUUUUAACAACACAUUUUAUGGAUGAAGCUGAUUUUUUGGGAGAUAGAAUUGGUAUAAUGGGUGAAGGAAAAUUAUAAUGUUCAGGAAGUAGUGUAUUUUUAAAGAAUCAAUUUGGAAAUGGAUACAAUUUAACAAUUGUAAAAGAAAGUACAUUGGCAGAUUCAGAACCAAUUAUUGAAGCAAUUUAAAAGGUUUGUCCUGAAUCAAUAUUGAUUUCUAAAGUAUCAGCAGAAAUCUUGUUGUAGUUACCUUUAUAAGCAAUUUAGAAAUUCCCUUCACUGUUUGCAGAAUUAGAUAAAAAUCUAAAAUCAUUACAUAUUUAAAGUUAUGGAAUUAGUAUAACAACUUUAGAAGAAGUGUUUUUAAAAGUAGCAUAAAUUGGAGCUGGUCAUCAUCAAGUAAAUGAAUAUAUGGAAAAGGAAGGUUAGAAUUAAGCUGCUAUGUAAAUAGAUGAUUUUGAUAUCAAUUAAAUCAGAAUAAUAAGUUCUGUUUAAUUGUUUUUCAAUCACACUCUAUCAUUAAUUAUAAAGAGAUCUCGUUAUUUCAAGAGAGAUAUUAGAAGUUUAUGUUGUGAGAUCUUAUUACCUUGUUUGGUUGUGUUAUUAGGUUUAAUUUUGAUGACAAUUGAAUUUAUUACUGAACCAGAAAUUGUUCUAUUAACACCACCUUCAGAAUGUUAUUCAACAGACAUAAAUUAUUUAUGGGGAGGUAUUAAUGAUUAAAGUUUAUUCAAACACAUAUAGAUGAAUGUAUAUGAUGAAAAAUAAUAAGUAUUUGGAGAUGCAUCUUUAACUAAUUUAGGAAAAAUUGAUUAGAAUUAUUUUGAUACAUCAGAUUUAAGAACAGAUAUAGGAUGGUAUUAUUUAACAUCAAAUACUAAUAACGAUUUCUAAUAUUAUAUGUUUGUUAAUUCAAUUUUCAGAGAAGGUCCAGUUGUAAUGGUUAAUUAAAUGAAUUAAGCAAUUCUAAAAAAAUUAAAAGGAGAUAAUUAUGAAAUUAAAGUUACUAAUAGUCCUAUGAGAAGAACAUUUGAAGAGUUAUAGGGUUAAAAUACAGUAACUGGAUUUUUGGCAGCAUUAGUAUUUUCAAUGGGAAUGGCAUUUAUUCCAGCAUCAAUUAUAUCAUAUAUUGUAAAAGAAAGAGAAAUUAAUUUGAAACAUUAAUAAUUGGUUUCUGGUGUUUCUGUUAAAGCAUAUUGGUUUAGUAAUUGGUUAAUGGAUGUUGGAAAACAUAUAAUACCUUCAGUUGUUUGUUGUUUAUUAAUAUUAGCAUUUGAUAUUACAGCAAUGAUUGAAGAAGAAAAUUAUGGAUUCUCUUGGCUUAUCUUUUUCUUAUAUGGUUGGUCAAUGAUACCAUUUUGCUAUUUAUUUAGUUUUCUUUUCAGACAAUAAGGUAAUGCUAUGCUUUUAAGUUUCUUUUUACAUCUAGUUGUUGGAUCUAUUAUUAGUUUAGUUGUCUAUAUUCUAAGAUUAAUUAAAUCAACAAGAGAUAUAGCCAAAAUAUUAUAAUGGAUCUUUAGAUUUAUCCCAUCCUUUUCAUUUGCUUAUGGAAUAGUCAAUUCAUGUUCAAAAGCUACUUAUAAAGUUCUUGAAGGUUGGACUGAAACAAAAAGUACAUAUGAUAUUGAAGUUGCAGGAGCAGAUUUGAUAUUUUUGGCAUUUACUGGUGUCUUAUACAUUAUCUUAGUGUUUAUAAUUGAAUAUUUUGAAGAUAAUGGUUAAUUAUAGAAGUUAGGAUCAAGUGAAUAAUCUAUUCCAUAUAUUCCUAAACCUAUUGAUGAUGAUGUUGCAAAAGAAAAUUAAUUAUGUGAAACAUAUUAGCCAAAUGAAAAAGCUAUUCUAGUUAAGAAAUUAAGAAAAGUGUUUAUGUUAGGAGCAGGUAAACAUAAAGUUGCUGUUGAUUAAGUUUCUUUUGCUAUUGAUUAAGGAGAAGUCUUUGGUUUAUUAGGAGUUAAUGGAGCUGGUAAAACUACAACUUUCAAAAUAUUAUCAGGUGAAUUAAAACCAACAUUUGGAGAAGCUUAUAUUGCUGGAAAAAGUGUUAUAGAUGAUUUAGAAGCAGCAAGAGUUAAUAUUGGUUAUUGUCCAUAAUUUGAUGCCUUAUUAGACAAUCUAACUGUUAGAGAACAUAUUGAAUUAUUCUCUGAUAUAAAGGGUAUUCCAUAUUUCAAAAAGGAAGAUUUAGUUGAAAAGAAACUUAGUGAAAUGGAUUUAAAGAGAUUUGAAAAUAUAUAAGCUGGAUAACUUUCUGGAGGAAAUAAAAGAAAAUUAUCUGUUGCUAUUGCUAUGAUUGGAAAUCCACCAAUUGUCUUUUUAGAUGAACCAUCCACUGGUAUGGAUCCAGAAGCAAGAAGAUUUAUGUGGAAUGUCAUAUCAAGAAUUGCUACUCAAAGAAAAUAAAGUACUAUCAUUCUUACUACUCAUUCAAUGGAAGAAGCUGAAGCUUUAUCAACUAAAAUUGCUAUUCAAGUUAAUGGAAAUCUUAGAUGUUUAGGAUCAGUUCAACAUAUUAAAAAUAAAUUUGGAAAAGGAUAUGAAAUUGAAGUUAAAUUAGAAAAACCAAUAACUAAUGAAAUUAAUGGAUUAAUUGCAUAAAUGUAAUUACAUGUGGGUUCUAGACUGGAUUAAUAAAAAACAGUUGAAGUUUUAAGAUAAAUAGGAUAAGCACCUUUAGAAUAAGAAAUUAAUAUGAGAGGUUCUGGAUCUCAUAUUUAUAAUGAUUUAAGAAAACCAAAUGGUUUAGCAAUUGAAACAUUAGCAGAAUUUAUUAUUGUUGAAGGUAUGGGUAGAGUUCUCAUGGAUUUCAUUAUGAAAUCUUAUGGAUAAUUUGAAAUUAUUGAACACUUUUAGACAUUCUAUAGAUUCAGAUUAAUUGGACAAGUAACAGUUGGUGGAUUAUUUGAUGGCUUUGAAAAAAAUGUAAUUAUUAUUUUAUAUAUUAAUAGAAAAAAGUUUUAAGAAUAUCUCAAUAUUCAAUAAAGUAAGCCUCAAUAGAAUAAAUCUUCAAUAACUUUGCUUUAUAAGAUCACUUAGAAAACUAAUAAUAAUAAAAUCCAUAAGCCAUUCAUAUUUAAAUUCCUCCUAAUUAAUAGGAGAUGUAGAUCCUAUAAAAAUGAUUAAUUUAAAUUUAUUCAUAUUGUUAUAAUUUAUAUUAAAU